Molecule: messenger RNA, 972 nt
Organism: Guyanagaster necrorhizus
Lineage: Eukaryota; Fungi; Basidiomycota; Agaricomycetes; Agaricales; Physalacriaceae
Exons: 5
Coding region: 1-972 (323 amino acids)
Source: RefSeq, a predicted model, not a curated record
AUGAGCAAGAUUCAUUACAUCGGUACGUAUCGGGUGCACACUCCACGAACCAUCCUUCCAAUCGGUAGCAGGCGCACUGGGGUAAGAAUUACUGAGGUCGUUCUUGACAUAUCACGGCCUUCCUUGCUCCCGACGUUCACGAAUAAUCCCAUCCCGCUCAACAUUACUACCUUUGAGGCUCAUUGUUCCUCCCCUCCAGACGACGGCGGCGUUGAAGAGCUAGAAUGGUUCCUCGCCACAUACUGGCUCGAAACCAUUCUGGUUUCCGUGGAUCCGUCUCCUUCUCCUGGGCCCUUCCAUCUUGGCGUUGACGAGAAUGCAAAGCGUCAAUUUGUUGGCUGGAUGACGAUAAUGGUACUUGUGAAGGCCUGGUCAUGCGAAGGAACCAUAAAAGCCAAUGACACUUCCCCUAGGAUUUCGGUGUGCGUUCCUAACCCCUGUGCUGGACCCAAAGAGCGGAGAUCGAGCAAGACCAUCUGUCUUCCGACGCUGGACAAAACAGAAUCCACGGUGGGCGAAUAUGUCAGUUACAGCGUCCAAAUGCUUCCGUCAUCCUUAUCAACCAUACACACGUGCUCUGAUGGACUUGGGGCUCUGAAGAGCUCACCGUCGAUGACGCGAAUUCGCAGGUCGUGCCGCUCCGUAUGUGCUUUCAAGUACAACGUUGCGUAUGUACCCCGGGUUUGCCCUCGGACGAACGAGAGUCGAAGUUUUCCUCAUUCUGGACUCUUGAGCACUCGCGAGCCCCAACUCCCUCGCAUAAAUAGCCGGAGUAGGAAGUACCUCCAAGCUCUGCAGACUGACGCAGCCAACUUGGACUUUGGGCUCCUGCCUUUCGGACCACGGACUGGAUGUGUGCUUGGUUUUCGUCGGGGACUUGGGGAUCAAUACUCUUUCUCGCAUCGUGUUCGCUUGGGCUUUCUGCAAUCGGAAUUCCGGACAAAUCUUAGGUACCCUACCAGGUGGCUUUGA